This is a messenger RNA of Plasmodium malariae, 846 nucleotides long. The record is from the annotation of a RefSeq genome assembly. NCBI's taxonomy places the organism in Eukaryota, Apicomplexa, Aconoidasida, Haemosporida, Plasmodiidae.
GAUAAUUGCGUGGAAUUAUUUUUUAAAUAUAAAGAGGAAUUUGAUAAUACUAUCUCAAGUGAAACACAGGGGAGUAUAAAUCCUUGUCUAUAUUGUAAUAUAAAAGAUGGCAAUUUAAUAAUUACUUAUGAAAAUUUUACUACUGCUUGUCAGAAUAUUGGUAAAUAUAUAAUUAAAAAAAGAUAUAGUUAUAAAACUGAUAGCAACAAAUGCUGUAAAUACAUGAAUUACCGGAUAAAUAAAGAAAAUUAAUAUAGUAAGGAUUAUAGUUGGUUUAAUGGAUAUAAAGAAUUUUCCUCCAAUAUAGAUAAUACAUGUAUUCGAGAAAUAAAAAAAAUUGAUAAACAUAUUUUGGAGAAUUUAUAUGAGGAUUUUAUGAAUUUUACAUCUCAAAAGGAUAAAGCCACAAUUAGUUGAGAAAAUCCUAAAAAUUGUUAUAAAUUUUACAUUGAAAAUUACAAGAAGUGUGAAGAAAAUUGAAUGAACGAAUUUUUCGAAGACUUAAGCAAUUUUAAAAAAGCAUAUGAUGAAACAAUGGGAGAUGUAUCUAUAUGUCCACAUGUACCAAAAAUUUUAGCAAAAAUUAUGCACAGUAGUGUGAAUAUUCUACCAAAAUGAGUAGGUUCAUGUUCAUUAAAAAUUACCUGCACAAAAUAAUUAUAUUUUUAUGUAUAUAUAUAUUAUUUUUUCAUAUAGUUUACUCCUAUAAAAUCGUCGUUACAUAGUCGCUUAAAAAGGAAAAAAAUAAUUGAACUUGAAGAAGAAACAUAAGAAUCCUUACAAAAUAUACAAAAUGUAAAUAUAAAUUAUAGACAGACUUUUCAUAAUAUAAGUUAUCAACCUCAC